AUGGCUGCAAGCACUGGGUGCACAAGAAAUGCAGUGGGGCUCAUGCGCCUGUUUGUGGACCCUCACUUUAGGUGCUCAAGGUACAGGGGAAUGGAUCGCCUUCUUGAUGGCAGGCCGAAGAGUGAUGUCCAAGUUGGUCUGGACAAGUUGGAGGUUGUAGGUUCCUUCUGCUACCUCAGAGACAUGCUUUCUGCAGCUGGUGGCUGUGACCUUGCGACCACUACAAGUGUGAAGACCGCUUGGAAGAAGUUCAAGGAGCUGCUACCAGUCCUGACAUCACGCCACCUGUCGUACAAGACCCGUGGUCGAGUGUAUAGCACUUGUGUACGGAGCGCCGUGCUCUGUGCCAGUGAGACUUGGGCACUGACCAAGCCAAAUCUCCGUCGCCUACAGUGCAGUGACAGGGCCAUGAUCAUACAGACCUGCAACAUCAAACCAGAAGAUAUGGCCACUGUAGAGUCAAAUGAAUUGCUGGGGCGGCUUGGUCUCGAUGACUUUGACCUCAUCCUAAGGGAAAGGAGACUCCGCUGGUAUGGCCAUGUUGUCAGAUCCAGCACUGCAGUUAAGUGCACUCUCAAUAUACAAGUUCCUGGAAGGCGUAGAGUUGGUCGGCCAAUGAUAUCUUGGAAAGAGCUGACGGAGAAAGAUCGAAUAGAAUGGAAGCUCUCUACUGCCAACCCUCAUGAUCAGAAAAAAAGGAGAUCUGAGGUGAGAUCUGCCAUGUGUGCAGCUAGCCAGCUAUCUGGAAGGAAGCCCACUAGUGUGGACAAUACCCGUACACCUGCACGUAAAUAA
Molecule: messenger RNA, 795 nt
Organism: Ostrea edulis (European flat oyster)
Lineage: Eukaryota; Metazoa; Mollusca; Bivalvia; Ostreida; Ostreidae
Exons: 1
Coding region: 1-795 (264 amino acids)
Source: RefSeq, a predicted model, not a curated record